This is a messenger RNA of Talaromyces marneffei, 1656 nucleotides long. RefSeq lists its product as uncharacterized. The record is from RefSeq and is a predicted model, not a curated record. Bases 1 to 1656 code for a protein of 551 amino acids. Gene Ontology annotation, molecular function: oxidoreductase activity, acting on CH-OH group of donors; flavin adenine dinucleotide binding. NCBI's taxonomy places the organism in Eukaryota, Fungi, Ascomycota, Eurotiomycetes, Eurotiales, Trichocomaceae. The transcript is spliced from 4 exons.
AUGGGUCGUUUCUUCUCACAGGUUCACUUUCUCACCAUCGCAACUGUUGCUGCUGCUGUUGCUACUCUCAAUGGCCCGAGUAAUUGCGAUUCAAGCGGACACGGCUCUCGUGUCUCUCACACCACUGCUGACUAUGUCAUUGUUGGUGCCGGUCCCGCUGGUGUUGUUCUAGCUGAGCAGUUGUCUCGUGAUGGAAAGAAGAGCGUCGUUCUUAUUGAAGCUGGUCCUGACAGUAUCAACAAUGCCGUCGUUGACACUCCUGCGAUGUACCCUUUUAUCAUUGAACAAUACUGGAACUAUACCGCACAGGCCGACGACAACCUCGGUGGGGACGCUCCUAAUCUCAGUCAAGGCCGUACCAUUGGAGGAGGUACAGGAGCAACUUUGUCCGGAAAUGACGGUCUUGCCUGGGAGUCCAUCCUCCAGGACUUCCUCGAGGUCAGCCAUUACACAGAGAACCCUUAUGCCGACUACAACCAGGUCGUCAAUACUUCUGCCUACGGAAAUGGUCCUUUGGAAGUCAGUCGAGUCGGCACCUUGACCAGUUUUGAGAACCCUUUCUUCAAUGCUUUGCAAGCCGAACUUGACCUCGAUGAGGUUGACUUGAAUGAUGGAACUGGUAUUGGUCUUGAUCGAGGAUUGUCUUCUAUUACUGCUGUUAACCGCACCCGUUCUUACGGUCGUUCCGCUUUUGGCACAUUGAUUGAAAACCGUUGCAAUGUCCAGAUCCUUACCUACGCCUGGGUCUCAAAGCUCAACUUUCAUGGCGAAACGGCUGUUAGCGUUACUUACAAUGCCAAUGGUGCUGCUACUACAAUUAAAGGUAAAGAAAUUGUCAGCGGUGGUGCCAUCAACACCCCCAAGCUUCUCAUGCUUUCUGGUGUCGGCCCCAAGGAGUCUUUGAAAGCUCUCGGAAUCAAGAUUGUUGCUGACAUCCCUGACGUUGGGGCCAACCUCCGUGAUCACGCUUUCGCUAUCAUUGAGCUUGACGUUGCCCCUGAAAUUCUUACUCUAUACCAAUGGUUCCAAAACGUGACCGUCAACGCCCGUCUUCCGGACUCCACCUGGCAUGGCAUCAAUGGUACUCACUACACCUCCUUACCCGAGGACCGUCCUCAUAUUCUCUUCGAAUUCUCAUCCUUGCCUUUCCUUACCACCAACGGUAGCGCUCUUACUACUUGGGCCAGUCUCAUUCAACCCGAAGGUUCUGGUUCCGUUUCCAUUAACACUACAGACUACACAGCCGACCGUUUGAUCUACACCAACUACUACGGCACCGAGGCCGACAAGGCCGCUAUUAUCGCCGGGUACAAGCUCUUAAUGAAGAUCACCCAAAACGAGGGAAUCAAGAACAUCACCGUCCGCCAGGUUUUCCCCGCCACUGAAUUAACCACGGAUGACGAGAUCUGGGGUGCUAUUCAGUCUCAGACUUACACCUUCCACCACCCCAUGGGAACUGUUGCUAUCGGCAAGGCUCUUGACAAGAACUGGCGACUGAACGGUUUGAGAGGUAUUCGUGUUGUUGACUCUAGCACUUUCCCUCUCCCUGUUACUUGUCACCCUCAGUCCACUGUGUAUGCUUUGGCCAACAGGGCAGCCAAGGAUAUCAUGGCUGCUGACGCCGACUUGGGAGUGCGAGAGCCAUUAAAUCGAUGA